This is a messenger RNA of Hemiscyllium ocellatum (epaulette shark), 3589 nucleotides long. It is a transcript of the gene trmo, whose product is annotated as tRNA methyltransferase O. Lineage: Eukaryota; Metazoa; Chordata; Chondrichthyes; Orectolobiformes; Hemiscylliidae. Bases 12 to 1565 code for a protein of 517 amino acids. The record is from RefSeq and is a predicted model, not a curated record. The transcript has 6 exons.
CCGGCUGCAAGAUGGAGGAUAGUAACCAGCUUCAGGUCGCACGCUCGGAGGGUGAACUGUUACAGUGCCAGGUUCGAGCAUUGAGGGCUGAGCUCCGCAAUCUAAGGCAACAAGUCACCAAAGCUGGCCAUGUCCAUAAGAAAUCUAUUGAGGACCUGUAUUCCUUUCUGAAUGUCUUGAAAAAGGACUCCAACCAGGAUUGUUUACCUAUCAAACAUCGAGAUGAUAGCGUACCCCUCUCUUUGGAGAAAGGAAACAUUCAAACAGUACCCAUUGGAUAUAUUGAAUCCUGCUUCACUGCAAAAAAUGGCACCCCACGACAACCAACUAUAUGUAGUUUGUCCCGUGCACGACUUAAAAUUAGCAAGAUAAUUUUCAACAAUGCGGAGCACUCACUCAUGGGCUUGGAUCAAUUUUCACAUGUCUGGAUUAUCUUUGUUUUUCACAAAAAUGGACAUCAGUGUUAUAAAGCUAAAGUCAAACCUCCGAGACUGAAUGGGUUAAAGACUGGAGUCUUUUCUACAAGAAGUCCUCAUCGUCCCAAUGCGAUAGGUUUAACACUGGCAAAGCUGGAUAGGAUUGAAGGUGACAUGGUUCAUCUUUCGGGAAUUGACAUGAUACAAGGAACACCAGUACUGGACAUUAAACCAUAUAUUCCAGAUUAUGACGCACCUAGAGGUGAUCCACCACAAAACAAUGGUCAAUUGCAUCAGGAGAUUCUUAUGCCAAAUCAACAGUGUCAAGGUAUAGCCAUUCCAAUCACUGGGGUGGUGACUAAAAACUCAGAGAAACCAGUCCAUGUUAAGGUAGCUUCAGGUACAGCAGAGGCAGUUUACACCAACUGGGUACAACCUGCUCAGAGAGAUGCACCAUGUUCAGUCAAAAAGACGGAUGAUGAUUUUACUGGAGAAGACUGGUGGCCAGUACCAGUAGGAGGUGCAGUUUCAGCCUGCACUGUGGAUGAAGCUGCAGACAAACAGCAGUGUUGCACCCCUAAACUAAAAGCUAAGAAAAUUGAUGUAGUUGCUGGAAAGAAGGAUGCUUCUUAUGAAAAUAUACACUUGGCUGUGGAGAAAAUAGAAUGUCAACUUGUCCACAACGAUGCAAUAAAGCAAGUAACUGCACAUGAUAAAGUUAUUUGCUUAAAUUCUGAGCAGUUAAGUGCUACAACGGUUCAUCAGAAUAAACAGCAAAAGGAUGUAGAUGCCAUUAACAUACCUGGGAGCCAGUUGUCUAACAGUGCGAUUGCCACUUGGAUAAAACAGUCACCUGUACCAUCCUUACAGGUUCGGUUCACUCCUCAUGCAGAAUUGGAUCUGCAGCAGUUUCAGGCUCCAAGUGGGACAGAUCCAGACAAAGCAUCACUGAAAUAUUUCCAGUCUGUUAAGGAAGCAAAGUCUGCCAUUGUGGCUGUGCUAUCAGCUGAUCCAAGAUCCAUCUAUCGUAGGAAGCAAUGCCAGGACAUUCUGUUUUACUUCACUGUAGACAUUGCCCACAUCACCGCUUGGUUUGGAGAUGACUUUGCUGAAAUCUUGAGGGUAAAACCAGUGGAAAAGGAUGCCUAGACUGGAACUGUUGGAAGAGGAAUUCCUGAUCAAAACUGCAAACAUUGUUAACAUUGCAUGUUCCAUAAAACUAAAAACCAAUGUUUUUCAGCCCUCCAUGUGUGAAUUUUUGCUUCAUUUAUAUUUAUUUCCUUUUGACUUGUACCACUUUUCAUCUAACAUCACAUUACUGAGAUCACAUUUGGAGUAAUGUUUGGAGUAUUUAAGAAAGCAUGUUAAAGUCCUGGAGAAAGUGUAAAGGAAAUUUAAGAAUUUCAGGAAUGACAGAUUUUUGAUACAAGGAAAUAAUAGAGAAAUUGGACUUAAUUAUCUUCGAGCAGAGAAGAAUAAGAGGUGACCUUACUAAGGUGUUCAAAAUUAUGAAUAGUUUUGACGGGGUAAUGAAGAAUAUUCUGUUUCCAUUUCACUAUGUCAGUGACUGGAAUUGCAAUUGCAAGAUUUCAGCAAGGAAUAAAUGAAGAGAAACUUCUUUACUCAAUUGUUAGGAUUUGGAAUGCACUCUCUGGGAGAGUGGUGAAGGUGGAUUCCAUAGGUUUCAACAGUGACCUGGAUACAUAUUUUGAAAGUGAUGAAUUUUAAGGGCUACAGAGAAAUGGCUGGCAAAUGGGACUAACUGGAUAGUUCUCAGAAAUUGGUGCAGACAGGAUGGGCUGAAUGGCUUCCUUCUGCACUGUAAAAUUCUGAUUCUACCAUCUCCCCAUGCCUUAAGUUUAUAUAGAUGGUUUCUAUUAUAUAUUAAUCCAUAGUAGUUAGCUUCAUUGUUGGUAUGGUGUUGCACCAAUGAGACAUUUUAAAAAUACGCAUAAUGGAAAAAUAUAAGUAAAGACCAUGACUUUAAAAUAAAAACUGAAUUAUGGCUGUUAACUUUUUGUCUCCUUUCAUCUAACUAUUCUUCAUCUGAACACUAAACUUAAUCUAAAUUGUCCAAAUAGAACAAAGAAUAAAGAAAAUUUAUGGCCCAGGAACAGACCCUUUGGCCCUCCAAGCCUGAGCCGAUCCAAAUCCACUGUCUAAACCUAUCAUCCAAUUUCUAAGCAUCUGUAUUCCUCUGCUCCCCACCUACUCGUGCAUCUGUCCAGACACAUCUUAAAUGAAUCUACCAUGUCUGCCUUUACUACCUCUGCUGGCAAUGCAUUCCAGGCACCUACCACCCUCUAACGUACUUGCCACAUGUAUCCCACUUAAACUUGUCACCUUGAAAGCGUGAUCUCUUGUUAUUGAAUCCUUCCCCGGGAAAAAGAUUGUACCAAAUUGAUUUUAGUGUUUAUUUAUUUUUGUCCUUGAAUAUUUUCUGGCUAUGUAAAUCAUAAGUAAAUUGAAUUCCCAGCAUAUUACCACAAUAUUUAUCUCUUCAGCUGUACAGUGAAUUAUGCUGACCUUAAAGGUUAUAUGAGUAACAUUUCUGUUGGGGGAUUCCCCUACCAGCAUUUCAAUUUAACCCAGUCUCUGGGAUUUUUAUCAAAACUUAUUUUCCCCAAUGUGUUGGAGUUUGACGUGCUUCUUUCUGACUGAUAAGCAGUGUGAUUGAUGGAAAUGAUUGCUGCUGAGUGCUCAAAUCUGAGAUGUGGCUUUCUGUAAAUAAAAAGAAAAUUGAUUAUCUAAUCUUUGCUCAGUAAACCAAUGUCCAAAAGGAUUAAAACAAAACUGUAAUUAACUUGUUCCUUUUUUAGUGCUUUUGUUAAAUGGUUUAUUUUAACUAAAGCACUGUAGCCCACCCUCUUGGAGUUGAAUAUAGAUUGGAUCACAUCCACCAAAAAUAUCCAGCUGAAUUUUGGGUUGUGUAGCCUGGGCAUGUACCAACAUUGCCUUUUAUUGUUUUGGUGCAGAGACUUAUGAGUUGUUAGUAUGGCAUUGAUUUGCAAAACUGUAAAUAAAUGUGUUGGCACAGCAAUCCACAUGUGCAGAACCUUGGCUAGACAAUAUGUGUGUAAUAUGCUUGGUUAUAUAGUCCUCUUCAUUCCAUUGUAUUGCUAAACUCUUAAAGAACUUGCUAUUUUAAACUUUUCAAAAUUAAUUUAAGGAAA